CUAAGUGACUGAGUGAGUGAACAAAAAAAAAAAAAAGAAAAACACUAGAAAAUGGACAAGAGUUUUGGCAUUACAAUUUUGGUGACACUAAUUUUAGUGCACUUUGCUUAUGGAGCAAGAAAUACACCCACUACUAAUGUAGUAGACACCACAAAGAAAGGUGCAUUAGCACCAACUAAUGACAAGAAAAACUUUGUUUCUUUUGGUGGAAUUGGAGGUGGUGUUGGUGGAGUUGCCGGAGUUAUUCCUAUUGGAGGUCUUGGUGGUGUCGGAGGAGUGGGCGGCAUUGGCGGAGGAAGUGGUCUUGGAGGUAUUGGAGGCUUGGGUGGUUUAGGAGGCGGAGCUGGUGGAUUAGGUGGUUUAGGUGGCGGAGCUGGUGGAUUAGGUGGUUUAGGAGGAGUUGGUGGGCUUGGUGGUGCUGGUGGCGGUGCUGGAGUUGGCGGUGGUGCUGGUUGUGUUGGAGGUCUUCCUUAAAAUAUGUGUAUUUUUUAUGUCUUUUUAAAUUUGUUACAUAACAUAAAUUAUUUAAGUGAAAACUGUUAAAUGUAGUGUAACGAAUUUAACUUGACAUAGAAAGUAUUUUGUUAUAAGAUAAUUAUGUUGUUAUAUUAUGGUUUAACUUAGUUAAGUGUACUGUUUUGUUUGGUUUUUUUGAAG
This is a messenger RNA of Amaranthus tricolor (Joseph's coat), 657 nucleotides long. RefSeq names its product glycine-rich protein 23-like. NCBI's taxonomy places the organism in Eukaryota, Viridiplantae, Streptophyta, Magnoliopsida, Caryophyllales, Amaranthaceae. The transcript has a single exon. Bases 52 to 474 code for a protein of 140 amino acids. The record is from RefSeq and is a predicted model, not a curated record.